GUAUAUCAAAUACUAUAAAUGAUUAUAGUAUUUGGUUAAAUUUUAAACAUUUGUUCGAUCAAUUUCGUGUUAUUAUUUACAUUUUACACAAAACUUUAUAAUAUAAUUCUUUACAAAGUGAACCUAAGUAUAAGUAACAAUAAUUGUAAUAAUUAUUAUAUUACAUUAGUUGUCAGAACCGUUUUUAAAAUGAACACAAUUCAAAUAUCGAAUAUGAGGCAAAAAACAAGUAUACUUGAUAAGUCAAUUAGCAAAGGUAAAGGCGAAAUUAACAUGAAUUGUUUUGCAUUGAUGUUUUCUGAACUGGUACAAUACUGUCAAGGAAAGGCUCAUACAGUAAAUGAAUUACAAAUGAGGUUGUCUGACUUAGGACAAGAAGUCGGUACGAAAUUAAUAGAUUUACAUUUUCUACGUGAAAAAAACAGCAAACGUGAGAUAAAGCUAUUGAAUAUGCUGUUGUUUAUUAAAUCCACUUUCUGGAAAAGUUUCUUUGGUCGUGAAGCUGACAAAUUAGAACACUCAAAUGAUGACGAUUCCACUUAUUAUAUAAUUGAAAAAGAGCCAUUAGUAAAUAAAUUCAUAUCCGUUCCUAAAGAUAAAGGUAAUUUGAAUUGUGCCGUAUUUGUGGGUGGCAUAAUAGAAGGAAUACUAAAUUCAUCGGGUUUUAAUGCUAAAGUUACUGCACAUUGGCACAAAGGUACUACUUACAUGGUAAAAUUUGAAGAUCAUGUUAUAACCAGAGACAAACAAAUGGAUGAACGUUAAUAUUAUUAAACAAAGAUCGAUUUUUGUUUUGUUGUUAACUGUACCAUGUAUAUAAAUUUGUUGUAAAUUAAAUAUUUUCUUCCAUAGUAAACUGAAUACAAUAUAAACAUUCACGCUAAAUAAAGAACAUUGCGGUAUCUUUA
Molecule: messenger RNA, 908 nt
Organism: Rhopalosiphum maidis (corn leaf aphid)
Lineage: Eukaryota; Metazoa; Arthropoda; Insecta; Hemiptera; Aphididae
Gene: Trs31
Product: trafficking protein particle complex subunit 5
Exons: 4
Coding region: 190-765 (191 amino acids)
Biological process (GO): endoplasmic reticulum to Golgi vesicle-mediated transport
Cellular component (GO): TRAPPI protein complex; TRAPPIII protein complex; TRAPPII protein complex
Source: RefSeq, a predicted model, not a curated record